Messenger RNA from Echinops telfairi (small Madagascar hedgehog), 780 nucleotides. RefSeq names its product putative MAGE domain-containing protein MAGEA13P. The transcript is spliced from 3 exons. Bases 1 to 780 code for a protein of 259 amino acids. The record is from RefSeq and is a predicted model, not a curated record. Gene Ontology annotation, biological process: negative regulation of transcription by RNA polymerase II. Gene Ontology annotation, cellular component: nucleus. NCBI's taxonomy places the organism in Eukaryota, Metazoa, Chordata, Mammalia, Afrosoricida, Tenrecidae.
AUGGGAGGACUUGGGACAGAGUCCUUGGAUGUGAUACCUCUUCACUCCCUCUUUGCAGGUCUCCUUGUUAUGAGAGGUUUACCUUCGGGACUCAAGGAACCAGGCAAGUUCUCAGGUCAGCAUAAAGGAGGAGGCCCAGGCACUGCCAGAAGUCUAGAUAAGAAGGUAAUUGAUUUGGUGCAGCUUCUGAGCAUCAAGUAUGUAACAAAGCAGUCCAUUACAAAGGCAGAAAUGGUGAAGACAGCCAUGACCCAGUAUGGAGAUCACUUCCCUGAGAUCUUCCAGAAAACCUGUGAGUGCAUGGAAUUUGUCUUUGGCAUCUCUGUGAAGGAAGUUGAACCCUCAGGCCACACAUAUGUCCUUGUCAAAACGCUAGACCUCACCUACGAAGGAAUGCCGAGUAAUGUCCAGGGCAUGCCCAGUAUUGGCCUCCUGAUUAUUCUCCUGGUUUUGAUCUUCAUGGAGGGCAACCAUGUCCCUGAGGAGAAGAUGUGGGAUGUGCUGAAAAGAAUCAGGAUAUUUCCUGAGAGCCCAGAUUUCAUCUAUGGGGAACCCAAGAAGUUAAUCACCAGAGAAUUGGUGAAAGAAGGGUACCUGGAGUACCAGCGCAUACCCAACAGUGACCCCCCUCGCUAUGAAUUGCUGUGGGGUCCAAGAGCCUACAAAGAAACCAGCAAGAUGAAAGUUCUGAAGUUUUUUGCCAAGGUUAAUGGGAGUGACGCCAGGUCCUUCCCAACCUUGUAUGAAGAGGCCUUGAGAGAUGAGGAAGAAAAGACCUAA